Molecule: messenger RNA, 1773 nt
Organism: Vicia villosa (hairy vetch)
Lineage: Eukaryota; Viridiplantae; Streptophyta; Magnoliopsida; Fabales; Fabaceae
Exons: 1
Coding region: 191-1357 (388 amino acids)
Biological process (GO): defense response
Source: RefSeq, a predicted model, not a curated record
AAUAAUCAAAAAUCAUUUUUCAAAAUUGUAGAUCGUAGAAAAAUAGAAAAUCAAAGAAAUCGAUCGAGAAAGACACAUUCAAUAAUUUGACGCUUACGGCGGCGGGUUAGUGGCCAACCACCACACCACCACCGUACCGGCCUAACCACAAACCCCCGCAAUAUCGUACGUCAAAAAAUUAAUCAAAACGAUGUCGUCCUUAUCAUAUUCCUCACCAUAUCAACUAUUAGAAAUUAACAUGAUCUCAGCACAGGAUUUAUCUCCUGUUUCCAAGUCUAUGAAAGCCUAUGCAGUCGCAUGGCUAAAUCCCGAACGAAAACUAGCCACACAGAUUGAUCAAACGGGCCACACCGAUCCCACGUGGAACGAGAAAUUCGUUUUCCGCGUCGACGAUGAGUUUCUCGGAUCGGAAAAUUCUGUUAUCAUGAUCGAGAUCUACUCUUCCGCGUGGCUCCGUGAUGUCCUCGUCGGAACCGUCGCUGUUCUCGUAAGCAAUCUCAUCCCGCCGGGAACUCGCUCCGGUAACCGGAAACCUAAGCUUCGUUUCGUGGCUUUGCAGAUUCGUAGACCUUCCGGUCGUCCGCAAGGGAUUCUUAACAUCGGCGUUUCGUUGCUUGAUAGCACGAUGAGGAGUAUGCCGUUGUACUCGGAGUUGAGCACUUCGGCGGUUGGAUUAUGGGAUCUGAUGGAUUUGAAUCCGAACAAGAAGAAGAUGAUUAACAAUUGUGAUAAUAAUUCAGCCACGGAUUCGAAGAUGUUAACUCUUCAACGUUGCCAGAGCGAGAAAAACGAUUCGACGGUUAACGAAUAUUCGUAUUACGGUGCCGCCGGGAAAAACGGUUAUAACGGUUAUGAGGAAUCUGAAGUGAGCACGGUGGUACAGAGAAAAGGUGGAAACGAGGAGUCGUUGUGUUCGGAUGUCGGACCUUCACCAUCGGUUGUUGCGGCCGCGAUAGCCAAGGGAUUGUAUCCAUUACCGGCGGGGAGGAUGAAGACUGUGGAGAGGGAGAGGGAAAGACCGGUGGUUGAUGAAUGGUCGGAGAGUAAUUGUACGGAAGGGAUGAAUACGAAGAUUGAGAGGUGGCGAAAUGAGUUGACGCCGAUGUAUAAUAAGGAAGAAUGCGACGAAUUGGAUGAGGAGAUUAAGAAGAAAAUGGUGGCGAAGCAAACGCCGAGGCGGAUUGGGAAGACACCGGGACGGCCGCCGGUGAGUCAGAAAGGGAAGUUUUCGUGUUUUGGGAAGGCGUUUGGGUGUGAGUUUUCGAUAUCUUGUGGAGGAAGUAACCGGAAAAAGAAGCGCGAUAAAGUCGGUCUAACCUCAAACUCUGAGCUAACUUAUGAUGAAUCGUUUAUAUGAUUAAUUUCACUAACUAAUUAUAAAUGAAUCAUUCCAAUGUUAAAUAUCAUAUUAAUUAUUGAUUGUUGUUGGUGGAUGAUGGAUUGUGUUGGAGACUUGUUUUGAAUUGUUCUGCUGUAUGUAAUUGAGGUUAUUUGCAUGUUGAUGAAUCAUGAUAUGAUACAUGUAUAAGCAGAAGAAGGAUGAAACUAUGCAUGAUAUGCGUCUUCUCGGAUCGAGUAGAAAUGAGAGUAGAUCUCAUGUCAUUCUUUUUUUCUCUUUUGUUUUUUUCUCUUACUUUUGUUUUUAUUUUUUUUUAUUUUUGUGUAUAUUGGCAUUCAAUCAAUUGAAUGAGUUAAACCUAACUGGUUUUCUUUUUUGUUUACCUAUACAUAAUGUAAUUCUUUUCAUUUCAAUUUAUUUACAUUUUUUUCUGA